Ramularia collo-cygni is the source of this 825-nucleotide messenger RNA. RefSeq lists its product as uncharacterized. NCBI's taxonomy places the organism in Eukaryota, Fungi, Ascomycota, Dothideomycetes, Mycosphaerellales, Mycosphaerellaceae. Bases 1 to 825 code for a protein of 274 amino acids. The record is from RefSeq and is a predicted model, not a curated record. The transcript has 2 exons.
AUGCAAGCGGCGAUAUCAGAUCGCAAUACAUCGCAGAAUCUGUUUGAUUUGCAUGGAAAUGGAAUAGUCUACGUUCCUCAUUCAGCCGACCAUGAAGCCUUCGUGCCGGAGUUCGAGUAUGCCGCAGAAGUCCUGGCCUCGCCGGAUAUCUAUCUAACGUCAUAUGACUGUACCGUGAUAUACGACGAAUCAUUCGACUUCUGUGGAAGCAUGUUGGGGAGUACAGAACCUGCCAUGUUCCUUCUAUACCAGGGCCAUACCAGCUCACCCACCGUCUAUGACGGGCCUAGGCAGACUGCAAAAGACAUCAUUUCGUACAUGACAAAAGAAAAGCGGGCAGUAUCUUCAUCUUCAUCUUCAUCUUCAUCUUCGCCGUCGAGCUCAUCAUCUACGCAAGUACGUACAAAGCCUAGCAAGACUCCUCUUCCAAAACCAUCGCCAAACUCCACGGCUGGUAAUGCGGUGUGGCUAGCCGGCAACGGCUCCCGUGCUUUGGCAAGUUGGUUAUUCCUGGAUUAUUGGAUUCCUCAGCUACUACGGUAUUUUGAGCAAGGAGGAGAAGCUCACAGAACGACUGGAAAACGACCGAAAGAUGUCACUUUCGUWCGACAUCGACUACAGAAUCUGCUACAUCCCCCCAGCAGAAUCGCACCGAGCGAUGAAGAUAUGACCGUAGUGGCGAAUUUCAUCGUGAAAGAGCCGAACGUGUCUGGAGACUUUGAACACGGUUUCAAGAAGCGUUGCUCGACAAAGGUUUCCGAGAAGACGCUUCCGUCUUCGGUGGAGAAAAGGCACACGAUCCUACGCCUGACUAUUCCGUUAUAA